GCCCAUUUCUAAACAAACACUCGACACGCCAGACUAUUUACAACUCAGUUCGUGUGAGUGUUUUUUCUUCUGAUUGUUUACGUAAGUUUCUGGAUAAUUGUAAUAAUGUCAGCUGGGAAUUCGUCUUGGCUGAAUAACAGUCUCUAAUCUUACUAUGAAAGCCAUAACCUACUAAUGGGUUCGGUUCUAAUGUUCCCGCGAUAUUAUAGGGUGCUAUUUGUUAUAAGUUUGUUUUCACGGCAAUGAAUUAUUGUAGAUAGGCCCGUUGCCCAUUCAAGUGUAUAUGACUGCCCAGUAAUAACACACAGCCUAUAGUCAGCACCGACAACAGAGAGUGUUCCAGCAGCCCAGUCUGUUUGCCACACACAUAGAAAAAACCAUGAGCGGCUUAGAAGCACAUAAUAUUUUAACUGUGUCCUUGGUGGUUCAUGGAGAGACAUUAAUGAAGAUCUGGUGCUGGAACAGCAACAACUGUGAACUGUACUUUCCAAAGGCUCCUUUUAAUUGUGUAGUUUGGGUGGGGCCUCCAGUUGCAUAUUGAGCCUGCCAUUUAAAACGAAACAUAAACUAAAUGCAACCUGAUUAUCCUACAUGUUAUGAGAACUUAUAUCAGGGCACACUCCAACAGAUCAUACCAAGUAACUCCUUAUCAUCUACUGUACAUUUGAAUGCCAAAACAUGCUAUUGUUGACGACAGAGUCCACACACUAUGACUGCAGGUCUUAGUCUUUCACAUGUUGUUGUGCUACAAGCGGAUAAAAGUAAGUGUUUUCCACCCUAAAAGCAGUAUUGCUGAUUUAUAUUUACCAGUCUGUUUGUUUUUGUUGUCCAGGGGUAGAAAGGCAAGAUAUAAAAGGCCAAAUUAUAGCCUUCAUCUGCCUAUGUUUUUAAUAAUAUGUCAUAAUAGUCAGUGUCUGUUUUUUUGUUUUGUAUUUUACUGGGUGGUCAGCAAAAGAAAAUUAGUGUGCAAUGUCCUGGUGAGCUGCUCUGUCCUUCAGCAUCAUUAUGUGGUACUUGGGUGCUAAUUAUGGUCAUACCUGUGUACUUGAGAGCACCUGUCGUUGACCUUGUCAAUUCUGAUCUAAUUUAGAUGAGUCAUACCUUUUACUCAGCGGGACACCAUAAAAAUGCCAUCGUCCAUGUGCCGUAGUUAUGUAGUAAUAGUUCACUAUCGUAUAAACAGUAAAAUGUGAUGUUCUUCAGGGGAAAUACCAGCAACACUUGAUAGUGUUGAUGAGGUGAAUAAAAAUUUGGUCUUUUCUUUUUUCUCCUGCUGUGACCUUUAAAGCAAAGGUUCCUUUAACCAGAUACUCUUAAUUACAGUGAAUCCAGACUCUUAAGUGCUUGUUGGCCAAAUUAUAAAGCGCACAGGUCACGGAGGUAGCUGGCAGUGGAAGCAAAAUGGCUUUUUAUCUGCUCUUUAUGUGACAGGUAUUCCCAUUUAAAUCUACCUUGACAACUUUUGUUCUGUGAUCUCUCUUUCGUCAUCACACAGGGAGUAGCUACUUUACUACAUAGUGCCGCCCUCAUGAAACACAGCUCAUAAAAUUGCAUUAACAUGCAGCACAGUCAAACAGUCUGGGAAGAGACCGUUGAUUGUUUUUCUUCCUUUUUUUCUUUUUUAAACUUUUGUACCUGGCUAGUGAAAUCUGAGCAUGUGCAUGUUUGAUUGUGUAUCAGUGCUUACAAAGCCUGUUUUUAUCAGUAGUGCAAAGUUGGACUGAAUAAGGCCUUAGUUCCUAAGCUUUAAAGAAAGUCUAAUUAGGCAUGAAUAUAACGUUUGAUUGUUGUUGGCUUAUUUUGUGCUUGUUUUUGUUUGUUUCUGUAAUACUGUGAGGUCUGCAGUUUACAAUAUAAGAUGUAUAGAUGACAGUUGUUGUGUAAAUAAAAUGAAAUUGAAUUGAAUAAUAGAAACAAAUGAUUUCCCAGUGAGAACGUUACAAAAAGUCAGGAUGAACAUUCGACAACAUGUGUCCUUAUCUGAAGCAAAAUAGUUUUCAUUACUUAACCUCACCCUCUUUUUUUAGUGUGUGUUCAUUGUAUUUAUACCAGACUAGUCCUCUUUCUCGAAGUCUUAAUGAGCACACUGGUGUUUUCCUCUGCAUGUCUGGACCUGGGGUGUUUGUGUGUCAGUAAGCGACUGCCUCUGUACUUGUUUGUGUGCCGAGCGAGGUUGAGAGCAGAAGCGUCUGUUUAAUAUGGCUUUAUUUCAUGGUCUUAUGGUUAGUACACGACCCCACAGAAGCAAUAAGGAAACAGCAGAGUGGCUUAAAUAAAUGGAGAAUUAAUUAAAGCAGAACCACUAAAGUAAAUUACAAAUUUACAGAAUUCCCCACUUGUUUUUUUCUUUUCUUCCAUCCUUCAAAGUGUUUUACUGAGGUGGUAGAAGUUUAAUAAGAAUUCUUUUCUCUUUUCUUGAGACGCCGUUGAUGCAUGUGACGUCAGAACCUUGUGAGUUUACUUUGGUCACAUGGUUCAGUCCCCAGUAACAAUCAUCCACCCAAACCUCACAUUUGGUCCCACUUAUUAGCUGUUCAAAGGGCCUCUUGAAGCGCAAAGAGCAAAAAAAAUAAAACAGCCUUACCACCGUCAACGUCCAGAUUUGUGCUGCCAUGUGCUUCAUCGCUGGUGGGCCACACAUCCUACUUUAAACACAUCUGCAGUUUUUUUGGUUUAUUUGUUUUGGUGCCCAAUCAAAAACACACCCCCAGGAAGAUGGGGUUGGAGAUUUUACAGAUAAAUUCUGUAUGCAUGCAUACAAAUACACACACCCAGAGGUAAUUACUGCAUGUCACGCUGCCUGUCCUGUUCUAUGUGGAUGUCUGUGUGAGCUAAUAAGUGAUGUAUAUGAAGAGAGGUCUCGCCUAGCUACAGUCAAAAAUGUUCGUUACUUUGAAGUUGUGUCCGCUGAACUCAAAUGCCAUUCUUACUGUUUGACUGUUUGCAUAGCAUUUGAAUGCCAUUUGUGUUGCACACGUAUAGAUAGACUAAGAGUAAUCUAAGCUAGCAUACUGUAUGUCUUUUCCUAGCUGGUGUCUCAGAUCAUUUUAAGACAGAAGCAGAUGUAACCUUUCCAAACCUCACACCCACUUCAUAAAAUAUUAAGGUUCAUGUGGUCGGCCACUAGCUCAGGGCUGCUGACUAAGGGAGUUCCCUUCUUUUUGUCUUUGCUCGGAAGCCUAUACAGUGCGCAUAUUUAGCAAAGGGCGUACAUGGUAACAGCUGGACGUUAUUUUUAUGAUGAGUUAAAUUUAACUCAUGAAAGCUGAGAUGGGAGAGAGAGGGUUGCGUUUGAGGCUAUGCGUUGUUGGCAGUAGUGCAGUAUGUAUCUGGUAAUGUCUGCAUCUAGCUCUCAGGCCAUCCCGUUUAAAAUAGAGAGGGUGUGGAUGCAGUGCUUCUGCAAGCCUGUUCAGCACACGCUGAUGGAAUAUAUUUGCUCAAAAGCACAAGACUGGCAUAUAAUCUUUAUGUGAAGUAGUUAGCUUAUUAAUUAAAUUAACUGGAAGUGCUACUCCUUUAAUUAACAACAACAGUGCAUUUUACAAGGCCAGGCACAGUAGGAUGAAAUUAAUCGGUCCUUGGGCAGCGCACUAUCAGGCAGCACUUAUGCUCAUAAGAUAGUUACUCCAGCACAAUGCUUCGUUAUAUCAGUGACAUUUCAGACAUCUAGACUGGCCCUAUUUAUAAACUAUCGUGAUCCUUAGGUUCACUACAUUAUCCACUCUGUUUUCUUCCACUUGUCAACCUCUGCCCCCACCCUCCCUCCCCCUGCAAAAAAAGCACUAGCAGACACCUUACAACAAAGUAGUGCUUGUAUAUUUGACAGUAUCUACAGUACACUGUAUCUGCCUGUAUUAUGCAGCUGUUAUGCACUGCUCAGAUUUAUUUCUGGAAGCCUGCUGUCAUAUGUUAGUCUCUGUGGUAUGUGUGUUUGUCACAGAGGAAGACAGACGGACUGCAUGUGUGUGACUAAAACUGGGUGGAUUCAUCUAGCUGAUGUGAUAAAGCAGAGGAGUGUUCAAUGUGAUAGAUUUGCACAUGUUUAACCUUGGAAUGUUUCUCCCUGCUUUUGCCUUCAUUGCAGAGAAAGAUAAGAAAUAACCUGUAAUCAUAUCAGUAAUUUACCAACAUGUGACAUUUUUAAGCUAUUAUUAUUAAACACAUAAAGGGUAUCAGAAGGGAGCGCAUGCAGUCUUUUUUCACGUUGGCAAACCUUCCUUUAAGGCAUGGCUUUCUGCCAAAAGUUAUGAAUGAAUGCUUUUGUACUUUCUCCCCACAAAUGCUGUGAUAAUAUUUCACUUUUCAGCUUUUCUGAAGCUUUACAUUGAUUUGUGUUAUAUAUUUAUAUUUUUUAAUUUUUGCUUCUUCUUUUCUUCCUGUCACUCCAGCAGGAGUUCUCUCUAAUUGAACAAGCAGCAGCUUAGGGAAUAGAGAAUAAACUAAUUAUUAUUUCCUGCUGUUGUUCCUCUACAUUCCACUCUUUGCUCCACCCUUAUUAUUCCCUUUCCCCCUGUUCCCCCCUCGACACAAGGCUUUGUGCCACCUGAGAUUCCCUCUUCUCUCUCUUUCUUACUAACCAUUUAUUGUCUUUUUUUGUUUUCUUACUUCUGUUGGUCUGUUUGCCACCCGUGAGCUUUACCACAAUGUAGCUGGAACACAGUGAAAUGCCCUUGGGAACAGGCCAGUUAAUAAAUGUUCAAAAAAGACCAAAUAAGAAAAGGAAAAAACUGGCAUGAUUUUUCCAGCUCUGCAGACAGUCUGUUAAGUCAGCUUCCUGUUCCUGUAUUUGGAGAAUUGUGGUUGUCUUGGUACAUGUUUUGUGCUAAACUGUUUACAGCAUGUCUCUUAGUCACUGGUCACAAGCAGACAUGAUAACUAUAUAUGUCAAAAGAGAUGAAUACAAAAAAGAGGGUUGAUGUGUAGUGGUGCUAUCCACAGUAGGUGGAUUUUUCUCUUUAGUUGUGAAAUAAAUACUCUGGGUUGUGGUUAAAUCGUUGGGGAAAUUACAUCCUACGUCCUAAUCAUUUUUUCCUUGAGGUCUUCCAUGAGGUCAAGGAAUGACGUGAAGCAAAAAUCAAAAGGAGACAGACGAAUACUUUAGCAGUGCUAAACGCGUGCACAUGCAAAAGGCUGUGGUGAAUUUGUGAUGUCCCAAAGAUCACUCAGAGACAGCUGUAAAUAUUUUGUCCUGUGCAUUCUUGCCAUGUUUUAUGCAGGCUAUAAAAAACAUCAACCUUUUAAAAAAAUAUUGUUUCCCUUACAUGCUAGAAAUAGCAGCGAAACAAAAAGGUUGUUACAAUACGAAUAGUUGCUCUUGUCCAUACUUAAAUAUAAAUUAGCACCAGUCUAACUGUAGAAAAUAAUUGUUACAUUUAUAAAAUAUUGAUAACUUUUAAAUGUAGCUAAUGCAGUGGGAUGGUAUUAUCCUUUUGUAAAAGCUGGUCUGGUACAUCCUGUGCUCAAGCACUGAACCAGCUUUGAUUAGCAUUUAAAGAAUUUAAGCAGGACUGCCUUUCAGUCCGUCCUUCUCUAAGAAAAAAAAAGACAGUUUGACCACAACCGUGGAUUACUGGUUGCUGGUUCCAUCUGAGGUUAUUGCGUUAGCUAACUGUUUAAGAGUGUAAGCAACCUAAUUGAUCCCAUGAGUAACAAAUCAUUUAGCACCUGCGGUGUUGUGUGUGUGGUGUGUGUGUUCUUUUUUUUUUUGUUAAUCUCCCACGGGUUAUUACGGUCUCUGCACACAUGUUGAUCAGACUCUGCAGAGCCCUAACUUGGUUCUUUUGGAGAAGUCAGGACUUGAUAAUCAGGUAAAUUAAAGUUUCAUACAAGCUAAAAAUAUUAACACUGGAGCCUCAGACUAUUUGCAAAUUCAGGGCUAUUUAUAAUAUGUAAUAAGGUUACAGCUUGUAUGCAAAUUUAGUGAAAUAUUUUGCAUUUGUGCAAAUGAGACAGUAAAACUGGAUAUGAUUUAUCAGUCUGAGGAGAGCUAAUGAUUGUAUGCUGCCUGCAAGCCUAGACCAUUAUUAUGGCAACACAUUUGUUUGUAUGUCUGUUAAGAAAAUCAGAGGUUCAAAAAUAAAUGUUGACAUUUUUUCAUUUGCUUCUCUAUGCUUUGUAAUUUUCACUUUGCUGUAGUGAGAGGGGCAGCGGUGAGACUGUGAAUAUAGAGGAUGAAGCUGGCAUUUCCAGACUCGGUUUACUUGACAUUGAGAUGCGGUGGGGGUUAAGCACAUUGAUAGUAAUAUGAGCAUCAAGACAUAUGCUGAAUUAGAAGGUUUUGUGACUAGCAACUGCAAACAAAUGCUUUACUUGGCUCAUAUGUCCAAUUUCAGUCUCCCACACUCUGUCUCUUGUUCACUGGUGUUUCUCCGGGUCACUCACCCUGGGUGUGCAUGCCUCUCCAAUCCACAGCUGCUACUGGACUAAGAUCUGCCUUCUUUUGCAGUCAAGUGGUGUAAAUAUAGGUUGCCAUGGGGACACCAUGACACUCAAAGGGUAUGCUGACUAGAUGCAUGUGUGGAGGGAGAACCUGAGUGUCCCGGAUGUGUGCUGCACACUCUGUGUCUAUUGCGUAAUCAGGUGAAAACGUAAGUCUGACUUUUCAAAUGUGUGAUUACUGGACAAAUACAUGAAAGAAAUAUAAAUGAUUAAUUCUGAUAAGACAUACAAAACAUAAAAAUACUUUUUGUGCUUUAUCUAGAUUAAGCUUAAUGUUUUUUUCUUAUAAAUUAAAUGUAAAAGAAGCCUUUUUUAACAGAUAAAUAAAGAAGUGUGCCAGGGAUCGUGCAGUAGCCUUUCGGCAUAUGGGUCACCUGCUCAACCCACUCAAAAUGUGUUUUGAUGGUUCUGAUAGAGGAUAAUAUACUAGGGUCAUGCACUAGUAUAUUUGGAUAUUGGGUUGAUAAGAUCUUGGAACGUGGGACCAUUUACUCAGUGUUUCCCUGACAAAUAAGGAUAAAUGAUACAUUGUCUAACCUUUAUUUCUCCCCUAUUUAAAAACAAAGUGAAGGUGGUCUCCAGUGUGUAUUUAGUAUUAUGCAAUCUUUUUACCAAACAGGAAUAAUCUUAACUCUGACGUACACAUUGGCAGUGUUUACAUUUUGUAGUGUAAUAUGUGUGCCACCACACAAAGUCAUGCCUUAACAUUCAGUCAUGAUUUAACCCAAGUGUCUUGAUCAAGAUUGAGCAUAGUAAUAUUCAGGUUAUAGAAGAGGUAAAGCAUGUUUUCAAAUAUUUAUUUAUGUGCCUUCUGGUAAUUUUUUAUAGCUGCCCACAUGUUCUAAUUUCAGAUGCACCGUAGACUGGAGCCCGGCUGAUGCUGAGGGUUAAAAACUUCUGACAUUGCUGUAUAAACCAAUAAUUUUUUUAUAUAUGUGAAUACAUUGCUAUAGACUUAUUUUUAUUAGAAGGGAAACUGAUGUGUACUCCUGUGCAGAAAGUAUUGUGGACAAAUUUUUUAAAAGAAUUGUAAUAGAGGCCAGCAAAAGAAAUCCAUCCUUGUUAAUGCUGUUUUGUCAAGUAAAAUGAACUAUCCAUUAGUAACCUUUUCUGUGUGUGCAGGUGUGUAUGUGUGUGAGCAUUGUAACUUAGUCUCUUCAGCAGCACUUACUGCCCCCCUGUGCCAGAGCUGGGUUUCCUUUUGCGUUGCGUUCCUUGGUGCUUCUUUACUUUCCCACUCUUUCUCUCUGUUUACGCUCAUUCUAACUCUGUGGGAGACUAGGCUUCUUCUAAAGGAGUCUUUGUACAUGUUUGAGCGAGGAAAAGCGAGAGAGAGAGAGGGAAAGGGAAAUGUUACGGUGAGACAAACAGCAAGCGAAAGAGAGAGGAGGAUACUAGCUGCCUGUGUUAAGCCUGGCCAGGACCCAGUCCCACAGUUCCACAGAGCCCUGUGCUGUUUACCUUAAAAGACUUAGACUUAACAGGAAAAUGCAAAAAGUCUCUCACAGUUACAGGUCUGUAAGUCUGCUCUUUCAUCACUACACACAGUUUUAGGUGCGUAUAUAGUCAGAGAUUUUCUAGUCAAUAAUUAGAAAUGACGUGCACUGUGAUUCCAAAAAGUGAAACAUUCUCACUGCACUGGAUAGUGAGUCAAUGACUCUAUGAACCCUUUGGGCGAGAGUUAGUUGAUAUGUGACGUAGCUGUUAAUGGUUAACUUUAGCCAGGUUAGAGUCCACUCACUGUGCUAUGUCCAUGUGCAAACGUCCUUCAUUUUGCUGUCUUUAAACUGGGCAGGGAUAACGUCGAGAAUACUGGAUUGAACAACUUCGGAGUCUACAAUUAAAUGCUUACACUGAUUCUUCGGGGUGUCUCCCGAAUCCUUGGAACGAGAGUUAAACAGUCUGAUAUAUAACACGUUCGGAACACUUAAUCAGCACAAGGACUGUUUUUGAUAAGGAGGAUGAAGGCCCAUGCCCCACCUCCACCACCGGCCCCUCAACCCGCUCCACGCCAUAUCUUCAGAACCACUACACCUGAUGGGGGAGGGACAUCAGGCAUGGAGGCCAAGGAGAACAUCCUGAGGGCCACAGUGGAUUUACAGUUAACCCUGCCACAGGGCAACCAGAUUUAUCUGACUGAGGAUGGAAGUAAAGCACUGAUGGAUCUGCUGGUCGAGCUGUGUAGUCGCUACCACCUGAAUCCAGCUCUGCACACUUUGGAGGUUCUGUCUCCUGAGGGCCGGUCUUUGGGCUUCAAGCCCAACGCACUGUUGGGCUCCCUUAAUGUGGCCUGUGUGCUUAUCAAGGAAAAAGUGUUGGAGGAGAAAGUGGCGCGCAGACCAGCACCCAAAGUGCCAGAGAAAACUGUGCGAUUGAUGGUGAACUAUCAUGGCAACCAGAAGGCCGUAGUACGGGUGAACCCCUUGAUAUCGCUCCAGGCUCUGAUACCAGUCAUCUGUGACAAGUGUGAGUUCGACCCUACACGUGUCCUGCUGCUGAAGGAUAGCAUCAGCCAACGAGAGUUACCGCUGGACAAAACUCUAGCAGAACUCGGGAUCAAAGAUCUCUACGUACAUGAUCAGAGGCUAGCUUUCCAGCCUAAAAUGGCUUCUGCCCCUGCACUUAACUACACAGACUUUGUUCGCUCCAGUACUGGCAGUUUGGACAGACCAGAAAAAAAAGGCCUCCUGGGUAUCUUCCAGUUCAACAGGAGGAAAUCCAAGACAGAGACAACAUCUGUGGACAUGGAUGACUUUGAUGAUAAAAUAAUCCAAAACACUGACACACAAUCCUGUGACGUGUCCACAGUAUCUGGAUUCUCCAGUGGACCUAAUUGGUCCGGCACCUUGGGCCAGUCUCAGUCUGUCGCCAGUAUCCCGAGGUUGUCUCCCAAGGCUGAGACCAAGAAGAGGAGGGCCCCACCACCGCCUCCUGCCCCUGCACCCAGAAUGGAGCAAACUACAGUUGAAAGCUGUCAGAUGAGCCAGCAGAGGAAAAGAAAGGCUCCAGCUCCUCCUCCCACUCCAACAUCCAUCACGCAAGGCUCUGAUGACACUUCAGCCUCUCCAGCUCCCACUCCUGACAGUCAAGCUCCUGAUAAACCUAUGCCGGCAUCCCGCAUCAAGGUGGCACAUUCGACCACAGCCUCAGCUGCCACUGUGAUAAAACUAACAGAAAAAACAGCCUCGCAUAAAAUAGCAGUAGAUCCUGUGUCCAAUGCCAUGCCAACCUCCAGCUCCCCAACCCCGAGCAGCAGCACUACUGACAGCCUUGCCGUGCAGGAUUCCAGCUCUGAACUAAGCCAGGGUCUUGAUGAUUCAGAUGCUGACCUAGAGCAGGCUGAAUCCCAUUACAGCUACAGUAGCAGAAGCACAACAAGUGGGUCCGUGCGGGUCCAACCUGCUGCGAAAAACUCCAGCGGCAGAGUGGAAGAUUCAGUCAGCAGCGCGGCCGGCAAAAUAGCUCAAGACAGGACGUCAGAGAAUAACUCCAUGUCGGAGACUGAGUCCGCCCUGAACCUGAAGCUGGAUGAGGCUGAGAACAAUAGGCACAGCGGAAUGGGAAACACUCAUCGUCUGGUGCCACCCAAACCUCUCCGUUCUCCCGUGCAGGAGCCAUCACAGCAUGUAUCACCCUCUACUCCUCCCUCGACACCCCCUCCCCCUGAGCCUACAGAGAGCAACUCUCCGCAGAAUCUCACGGAGGUGGAGGAAGCUCCCCAGUCUUGGCUCCAUUCUGUUAAGAACUCUGCAGUCAGUGACCAGAAACCAGAAACUGAAGCACCUCUGGCCGAGACUCUGUCUUUGGGCAGCAGCAGUGCCGGCAGCAGCCUGCAUGACCAGGGUUACGCUGCCUCUGAAGGUAUGGCAGAGGGCGAGGACUCGGGCAUGAUCAGUUCUCCCUCUGACACCCAACCCACUUCCCCCGAUGGGAGCGUGUCUCUGGAUGGAAGUAGUGGGUGGAAACCGGCAGGGCCAGUGCGAGAUAGUUCCAGUGAGAGCGAUGAGGGAUGUGCCACCUGGGGAUCAGUACACAGGCACAAAGACAUCAGCCCUCAGUCGCAGUCAGUGAUUUUGAAAAACAACUUUGAAGAUGAUCCAAAGCUCGCAGCCGAGCUCCAUCAGACUUUGGCUGAUUUUGAAGCAGACCUUGCAGACCAUGAAGAUGUAGUCUCAGCAAAAGAGGCUCCUUAUACCAUGUCUAGUGACAGUAAUGAGGUUCCAGUGUCUGUAGUGGACUUGGAUGUGCCAGUUACAGCCAUAGAUGAAGUACUGGAGGACUAUGAUCAUAAUAUUAUUGAACAUGAGGUGAAGUCAUUUACCAGGAAGGAGUCAGCUGGCAGCAAAGAACAUGGCUUUUGUCACAAGUCCAGAAUGGAGCCCGAGAACAAAAACAACAAUGCUUAUACAGAAGCAGUCAAUAAUAAAAGAAACCAUACAAAUACUAAGGGUUUGUCUCAAUCUGAGCAGCACACUAAACCAGCGGAGAGCAAGUCUGUGUGUGACAGAAAGGAAAAAAAGAUAAAGGAGAAAAAAAUUAAAGAGAUGAAUCUCGUCGAUAGCAACAGCGUGAAAGGAGAUAAGCAAAUAUCGGCUGUUAAAUCUAAUGAUGACGUGCACGAAAACAUGGAGAGCGCUGAGAUACUGCCUGACCCUGUGAGAUAUAAUGCUGAGUCUUUUGAGAAGAAGAAACCGGAUUUUCCACCAGCAAGUCAGAAACUAGUAUCUAUGGAAAAAGAUGAACAGACGCAUAGGGUUUUCCCUACUUCACAUAAUAAAAUUACUCGCAACGUCACAUCACGAUUUGGUAUGAAAACCUUCACUGUGAUCCCUCCCAAGCCCUCUGUUAUAAACACUGCUAAAGAACAGUCAGGUGUUCGAUUUACCAUUGGUGCCAUUAAGAUCGACGAUCAGGGAAACAUGGUGAAAGAGGGUAUCUCCAGGAAUAAUGUUAGUAGGUCUUCAGAGUCACAGAUCAAUUCUGAUGAGGGUUCUCCUCUUCUUGGGAAGGCCAAAGCUUUUUGGAGCUCAAAUGAAAGACAAGACACUCCUGUGAACCCCAGCAAAGAUAAAGCUGAGGAGAGCAAAAACAAACUGAAAAGUGCUUCUACAGCAGUCACAGAAACUACACUGAAGACCAGUAACACAGAGUACCUGAAAUCAACACAGAGUACAGUUUCUAAACCUCCAGAGAGAAUCCAACCUAAAGAGGUGGUGAAAGAAGAAACUAAAGAGCCUAUAAGGAAUGUCAAAGUUCCAGACAAAGGCUGUGUUGAGGUGGGGAGCAAAAGUUCAGUACCCAAAAAUGUUCAGCCCCCAGCUGACAAACCUACCAUUCCUCCUUCAAUACUUCCAGACUUGUCCUUCCUCAGACCGCCCAGGCGAACCUCAAGCCAAUAUGUAGCGUCUGCCAUCGCUAAACACCCCCCAAAGACCUUAGCGAAACCCAGCUAUGUCCCUAACAGCCCUGAAUGCUCUGCUUCCCUGAAGACACCGACUACUGACCUCCAGAAAUCAGGUCGAUCGAUGCAAGUUAAUCCGCGACAAUCUUCCCUGUCGUCUUUGUUACAGAAUAAGGAGAAUAGCUCUAAUUCUGCAGUCAGGUAUCCUGGUCCUCAAAGAUCUACAAGCUACCCAGAGUAUAUGUCAGAUCAACAGAAAGAUUUUAGAGAAGCAAACAGGGGUGGAUUUGAAAAUGGUGUUGUAGCCACCAAAAGAAGUUCUGAUAUGUUGGAAACCAAACCAGCCAAGAAUAAUCACGCUGAGUUGAGUGGAUCCACCAACAUAAAAGUAACUGCCAAUGACCAAGAUAAUGUCAAACAUCAGCUUGGAGGUCCGAGCCCAGCAAAAAGCAAUGCCCUAAACUCAUUUAUCAAACCACCAACAGCCCCAAAGACCAUAUCUCAAGGACAGACAAACAACUCAGAGGAGACAGCUUCAAAAUCUCAACUGCCUGAAACAGUGUCAGACAGCAGUGUGACGGUGUUUGGGCCAAUUAAAAAGUUCAGACCAGUGAUCCAUAAAUCUGUUGAGAAAGAGACGUCUCUGCACAGCAGUCUGAUGGAGGCAAUCCAGACAGGUGGAGGCAAAGACAGGCUGAAGAAAAUAUCAACUUCUGGCCCCAGCUCCUUAAAGAAAGGGCCUUAUGUUGAAGAGGAGAAUGAGAGGUCUGCUCUUUUGGCUGCCAUUAGAGCCCAGAAUAACACCGGCAGGCUGAAGAAGGUCAAAUCUGCAGCUGCCCAUGAGCUUGAGAAAUUCAGAAAGUUGGCAUCUGAAGAAGAGAGAAGCAGUCCAAGCUCUCCCUCUUCCCCCGAGAAUUUGACCUGCACCUCUCCUCUCUUUACGCACCCACCACCUCCACCACCACCGACGAUUGCACCGCCACCUCCUGCCCCUGUCUUGCCCCAGGGUAAAACUAGCUCUGUGCCACAUUCGAAUGCGAACGCCCCCAGGAACCCUGCUCUAGCCAGGGAGGCUAUGCUGGAGGCAAUUCGCUCUGGAUCUGCGGCUGAGAGGCUCAAAAAGGUCGCAGUUCCCAAGAAGACGGUUCAAGUGAACGGCAAACUGGGAACGAUCCAAGCGAGCUCCUCAACAAUCCCUGAGCAGUAAGAGGGGGAGCCGGCAUCACCACAACAAGAAAUAAUAGAUUAGUUUCUGUGUUUUGCCAUAGUGCUUUUACAGCAGGUGUUUGGGGAAAAACAGUUUGAGUUGCAUUUUCAGUGAAUGCUGUCUGAUAUAUUUUUUUGCACUGCAGAAAUUGUGAAAAAUCAAGUAAAAAUAAAUAAUUCAGAAUAAGAUUCACACCUCUCACUACUAAUAUUGGGCCUCAUUCGUACAUUGGUGUAGUUCUAAAAGGAACAGCAAAGCGGGGAUGUAAUUACUUAUGAAUGAGGAAGGAUUUAAACAUUUCUUCUAGCAAGAAGAACCUCACUGUGUUAGUAGCCAAACACCUGCAAAAUCUGUCUAACAAAGGGUGCGAUAGGUGAAAGGUUUGCAGUUUAUGUUCCGCUUUGACAAACAGUAGCUUGCUGGGAAAUGUUCCUUUCCACCUUUGUAACGUAUUGCUGUUCGUAAAUACAUCCGCUGCCAUCCACCCUUGAAUUCACAAGGCGCAACUAGAGCAUUGACAUAAAUCUGUGCCAAUGAAAGCAAAAUGUAAUAGUAUAUGAGACUUUCAUAUCAUUUUGUGUUGUGAUCAUUUCCAUUUGCCUUUACCACUGUAGGUUUCAAAUGCCUUAUAUGCCUAAUGCUAAGUCAGUGUUAUGCACAUAUUGUUUGUUUAAAAAAAAUCGAUGUGAGGUGCAAUAAGUUUGAUCAGAUUCUGGACUACUUCCUAUUUUAUUGUAACAAUUAACAUUAUUUAAAACAAUUUUUUUUGUAUAUUUAAGAAAACAGUAGGUCCGUGAGCAGUGCUUUAAGUGUAUUAUUUUAUGGAGAUCUCGUCCGUAAUGCCAACUUCCACAGUUCAGACUCUAAGGAGUCAUGUUGUAACAACUGGCUGGUGCCUGUUAGUGCACUGUGCUCCUGUUUAAGCUUCUAACCUUCAUUUGUGCUGCUGUUAAAAAUCUGUAGAUGCUAUGUUGUGAUAUUUCUGACUCACGGUGGAAAACAUGAUAAGCAUAGCCUUAACAUUUGCUAUAAAUACAUACUGUACAUACUGUAGCUGAAAUAGUUUUUGGUUUUUUUGACAUUUCAACAUUUUGAAGCAUUUUCAUUAAAAACCAUAAGAACGGUUUCACAAAAAGCAAAGAGAUUAGUGUAUUAAAUCGAUAAGAUAAUCUAAAACCAGCUUUAGUAAAGCUUAUGUCAUAAUUUAAGCAUUAUUGCAUUUCUUUCUGCUAUGUAGGGGAGGUUUAGUGGGUCAUAGCUAUGAGUGAGAGCCAUUAAAUAGUUUGUAUUAGAUACGAUUAAAGUCCAUGCUGGAUCAUCGUUAGAAUGAAGAAAAGCUUACGCUCCAUAUUCAGGUAAAAUGUUUGCUGCUGUGUAUUUCGAGUCUUUGAGUAAAGGGGGUUAACUAGUUUUAUAGACACUAACUUUAAUUUGUGUUUACUUCAUGCAUGAUGCAAAAUUCUAUAACUUCAGAGGUAAACUUUAACUUAAUUUUGGGAGGGAGCUACAAAAUAAAAGCCUACCGAAGUGUAUAUCUUGUAAAUCACUGCGAUAGAUUUGCUUUAUUCCACUGACUGAGUGAACGUUUUUAUAAGCUAUUGCUUUUUAUGUUUAAAGUGCACAUUGUUUUAUGGAGAAGGUUAAUUUUGUUUACCUUUUUUUUUUGAUUCAAUAAAUACAUUUUGUAAUCAAGCAAAAAUUUACCUGCUACUGUCUUUUGUU
Messenger RNA from Haplochromis burtoni (Burton's mouthbrooder), 14768 nucleotides. It is a transcript of the gene cobl, whose product is annotated as cordon-bleu WH2 repeat protein. NCBI's taxonomy places the organism in Eukaryota, Metazoa, Chordata, Actinopteri, Cichliformes, Cichlidae. Gene Ontology annotation, molecular function: actin monomer binding. The transcript has 18 exons. Gene Ontology annotation, cellular component: plasma membrane; terminal web; neuronal cell body. Bases 8400 to 13046 code for a protein of 1548 amino acids. Gene Ontology annotation, biological process: actin filament network formation; actin filament polymerization. The record is from RefSeq and is a predicted model, not a curated record.